UUCCAGUGUGUGUUAAUGUUUAACUCAGCCACCAGCCUUCAGUUACUGGGCGAGUUGGUGACAGACCACGGAGACUUCUUUCUCUGGACGAGCCCGCCAGAAUGAGGUCCCACUGCAAGGCCGCUCCGAUUUCGUGUUGAACCCUUGUAAAGCGAAGGUGUGCAGUCAGCGAGUUCGCGCCGCGCUAUGGCGAAUUUUCCUGAUAAAGUGACCACGCAGACUGGUGCGGGGACUGGCAGCACCGCACACGGAACCAGGCUUUGUCCAGUCGGAAUCGACACAUAUUUCCUCAAAUCCUUCUUGGGGAUAUUGAUGAUAGUGGAAUUAAUGUUUGGCUUGUUGGUGUGGGCGCUGAUUGCUGGUUCAAGAAUCUCGAAGGGUGACGAAGCGUUCGGAUGGGUGAUAUUUGUGGCCAUCUUCCUGUGGAUUCUCACCUUAAUUUUCUUCCUUUUCUACCUGCUGAAACUGCCUUCAAAACUCCCAGUGAUGCCGUGGCACCAUGUGCGGCUCUAUUUUAAUUUGGGUGCCACAGUUCUGUAUUUAACUGCCUUCAUCACUAACGCAUCCUCAGUGGACCCGACAUCCAUUCGUGGGAGCUACAAAUACAAUAACAGAGCAGCUAGUGCGUUCUUUGCAGGAGUGGUGAUGAUUUCAUAUGGACUGAGUACUUUCCAUUCCUGCCUAUGCCUGUACAGAAGUCAGGACAACGCAGCAACAAGUCAGACAACUGGUAAUAAUUCAGCAUAAUCUCACUUGUUGAAUCAUUUGUUACCCGCUUUCAAAAGCCCAAGCCAAGUGUGUUGUUUUAGCUCUAGAAACACUCUCAGCUCUAGCUCCACAUGCAUCCUGGUUAAAGGUUGUAAAUUCUCUGCUGUUACCAAGGAUAAGCAAAUUUAUUGUAUUUUUUAACUUUUAAAUUGCUUUGAUUUCACUUUUGGGAUUAUUGCAGUUUUUCUCAAAACCUGAUGUAUUUUCCACACAAUUUUCAGUUUUGCAUGUUACAUGUCAGCCAAUUACAGCUGAAGCAUCCUACCAGCAAAACAGUCCUGAGCACGGAUUACAAGUACGAUUAGUUAAGAAAUGAUCAGCAUUAUUAAACAGAUAAAGAUUGCAGGCGCUCAACAGUACAAGCAAGAACUUCCAGACUUAAUUGUUAACCUGUGCUGAUUUGGCUGAGGAGGCAUUUUAGGUGGACCCUAGUAUGUUACCCUUUUGAUUGAAUACAGUGCCUGCACCUGGCACUGCAAGUUUCUACCUAUAAAUGUAACUUGCACUUCAGCAUCAGUACAAAGUGAGAUUAUAUUGAAAUCUGCUUUCCCAAGGGAACGGUCAUAAUUAUUGUUUUUUAAAGUUAAUGGAUUUGCAGAAAGGAGGUGAGGAUGUGAGGAUGUGAGGGAUGAGUCUUGUCUUUGCUAUGGAGUGCACAGGCCAGAUUCAGAAGUUGAAUUUACUGAGACACCUGAAACUCUGUACAUGCCCCAAGGCUACAAAUGGCAUAUCACCCAGGGAACUUCAACAAUCUUAACCAAGUGACUUCCCAGAGGAAUAAUGGGAAAACAAAAUAAAACACCUAACAUAGAAUAUAGUGAUGUCGACUGAAAGCUCAGCCAAAGUAGUGCCUUGAAACGAGGAGAGCGAACUUAAGUAGCAGAUGGAAUGAGGAAUGGAAUUCCAGAACAGUGGAUCUUGGUGGUUGAAGAUAUGUCUUCUAGUAUUAAUAAAGGGGAAGAGGAUGAUGAAGAAGCGAGAGGUAGAGGAAUGGUGAGAGAUUAAGCCAUGUGGUUGGAGAAUGCUCAAGACUCAACAGUGCCAGAGUUGUAGGCAUGAGCAACAGUAGGAGGGAAAGAAGUGGUAUUCAAGCAUUAAACUGCACACUUGUGCCUUUCAUAACAAUUAGUGGUUGGUUAAGAAAAAAUAAAUGACUCAGGAAUUACAACGACAAGCUUUCAAAAUGGAUCAUUCCCCCCCCCACCAUAGUUUAAUUUUGCUUAUUUAAAAUCUAAAGAACCAUUUUUAUCUUAAAUCAAACUGAAAAUAGCAAAGGAGAUUGUGUGGUUAUUUGGUAGAGAUUAGGGUUUUUAUUGUGUAUAUUUGUAUGCUCCACGACCGCUGGACUAAGUGUGUAAAUGUAGGAGGGGACUAUGUUGAAAAAUAAAUGUGCUAGGUUUUCUAAAGUGGAUUUCUUCUACCUUAAGCCACGAACAUAUCAAUCACCCCUUGUAUUAAAUAAAUGAACUAUACUGUAUUUAUAUAAAGUUUCAUCCAUUAAUGUACUGAAUAAAAAUCAGUGAUCUGUACCAAUCUUCCAAUAAAUGAAAUUAGAA
Molecule: messenger RNA, 2324 nt
Organism: Mobula hypostoma (lesser devil ray)
Lineage: Eukaryota; Metazoa; Chordata; Chondrichthyes; Myliobatiformes; Myliobatidae
Product: plasmolipin-like
Exons: 4
Coding region: 187-747 (186 amino acids)
Biological process (GO): myelination
Cellular component (GO): membrane
Molecular function (GO): structural constituent of myelin sheath
Source: RefSeq, a predicted model, not a curated record